This is a messenger RNA of Rotaria sp. Silwood1, 1167 nucleotides long. The record is from the annotation of a GenBank genome assembly. Lineage: Eukaryota; Metazoa; Rotifera; Eurotatoria; Philodinida; Philodinidae.
AUGAAUGAUUCAUUGAAUUUAUAUGCAACUCAAAGUCACAAUGACAUACAACUAGCUGAUCGUCUUCUUUCUAUAUAUUCUUUAAUUCUUAUUUUAAUUGGCACACCUUGCAAUCUACUUUGUUGUUUAAUUUAUUUUCAAAAACAAAAUCGUUCGAAUUCAAUAAAACACAUAUUUGGAUAUUUAUCUAUUCUUGAUACGAUUGUUUUAUAUACGUUUAAUUUAAAUUAUGUCAUUCGAGAAUUCAAUAUUGAUUAUGAAUUAGUUUAUUACAGUAAAAAUAGUAGUACAAAUGAAUAUUUAGACUUUUUUAUUAAUGAUAAUAUAAAUAUUUUUAUUGUUAAAAGAAAUCUUGAAGAAUAUUCUCUGUCUACAUGUCGUUUUCUAUCUUAUCUAGCUUUUUCUACGUUACAAACAGCAUCUUGGGUAUUAGCAUUCGGUUCAUUGAAUCGCUAUUCAUUAAUAUCAAAAUUAACAUUUUUUCAAUUUAUUUGUAAACGAUCUUAUACAACUGUUAUAUGUUCUUGUAUAACAUCUUUAUUUUUUCUUGCAAAUAUUCAUAUACUUUGGAUGAAUGGUUACCGAUCAUCAACAGGAAAUAUUGUAUGUUAUCAAAAUAAAUAUUAUACUAAUUAUAUGUUAUGGUAUCAACGUAUACAUCUAUGUUUAUAUUCGGCUUUACCAAGUGUUAUUUUAUUUAUUUUCAAUACUUUAUUAAUACGUAUUGUAUUUGCUAGUCACAAAAGGAUACAUGAGCAUAGACGUCGAUCUUCAUUUGCUACAACUCCAAUGAUACGAAAUGGUCAUCGAAAAAGUUUUCGUUUGAAACGGAUAUCUCUAUCAUCACCUAGAAAAUUAGAUAAAUUCAAUGCAUCAGUAGUAAUGAAACGACAUAGUAGAAAAUUAACUUUAUCAUUAAUAUUUAUAACAUUAUCUUAUUUUAUAUUAACAUUUCCAUCAACAGUUAUUUUUUCUUUUUUUCGUUCAUAUAUUGAACCAAUAAGUUUAAGACGUACAUUAUCACUUCUAUUUACAAAUUUAUCAACAACAACACAUGCUAUUCGAUUUUUUAUUUAUUAUUUUUGUUCAGUUGAUUUUCGAAAUGAUUUUUAUAAUUUAUUUACAUUUAAACGAACGUUUCGUUUUCAACUUAUUAAAACAACAUAA